Molecule: messenger RNA, 3061 nt
Organism: Falco peregrinus (peregrine falcon)
Lineage: Eukaryota; Metazoa; Chordata; Aves; Falconiformes; Falconidae
Gene: POU3F4
Product: POU class 3 homeobox 4
Exons: 1
Coding region: 94-1200 (368 amino acids)
Biological process (GO): regulation of transcription by RNA polymerase II; brain development
Cellular component (GO): nucleus
Molecular function (GO): DNA-binding transcription factor activity, RNA polymerase II-specific; RNA polymerase II cis-regulatory region sequence-specific DNA binding
Source: RefSeq, a predicted model, not a curated record
CUCGGCCGCUGCCCGGGCCGCCGUGCCGGUGGAUGUCAAAGGCUGAAGCGGCGGCGCCGCCACAGUAUAACUCGUGGGGGCUGCGCGGCGGCCAUGGCCACAGCCGCCUCCAACCCCUACAGCCUGCUCGGCUCCGGCUCGCUCGCCCAUGCGGACGGCGCGGGCAUGCAGCAGGGGAGCCCCUUCCGCAACCCGCAGAAGCUGCUGCAGAGCGAGUACCUGCAGGGCGUCCCCGGCAAUGGGCACCCGCUGGGGCACCACUGGGUGACCAGCCUGAGCGACGGCGGGCCCUGGCCCUCGGCGCUGGCCGGCGGCCCGCUGGAGCAGCCCGACGUCAAGCCGGGCCGCGAGGACCUGCAGCUGGGCGCCAUCAUCCACCAUCGCUCGCCCCACGUCUCCCACCACUCGCCCCACGCCAACCACCCCAGCGCCUGGGGCGCCAGCCCGGCCCACAGCGCCUCGCUGGCCCCCCCGGCCGCCGCCGCGGCCGGGCAGCCCCUCAACGUCUACUCGCAGGCCGGCUUCGCGGUGGGCGGCAUGCUGGAGCACGGCGGGCUCACCCCGCCGCCCGCCGCCGCCGCCGCGCAGGGCUUGCACCCGGGGCUGCGCGGCGAGGCCGGCGGCGAGCACGGCGAGCUGGGCGGGCACCACUGCCAGGACCACUCGGACGAGGAGACGCCGACCUCGGACGAGCUGGAGCAGUUCGCCAAGCAGUUCAAGCAGCGGCGCAUCAAGCUGGGCUUCACCCAGGCCGACGUGGGCUUGGCCCUGGGGACCCUCUACGGCAACGUCUUCUCGCAGACCACCAUCUGCCGCUUCGAGGCCCUGCAGCUCAGCUUCAAGAACAUGUGCAAGCUGAAGCCGCUGCUGAACAAGUGGCUGGAGGAGGCCGACUCCUCCACCGGCAGCCCCACCAGCAUCGACAAGAUCGCGGCGCAGGGGAGGAAGAGGAAGAAGCGGACCUCCAUCGAGGUGAGUGUCAAGGGCGUGCUGGAAACGCACUUUCUCAAGUGUCCCAAGCCGGCCGCCCAGGAGAUCUCCUCGCUGGCAGACAGCCUGCAGCUGGAGAAGGAGGUGGUGCGGGUCUGGUUCUGCAACCGGCGGCAGAAGGAGAAGCGCAUGACGCCGCCGGGCGAGCAGCCGCAGCACGAGGUGUACUCCCACGGCGUGAAAACGGACACGGCCUGCCACGACCUCUGACCGCGGCCCGGCGGGCACCGGGGGGGCGGGCAGGACUGCGGGCAGCACUGCGGGCAGCGCCGCCGGGCGCCGGCUUGGGCUUCCCGAGGGGCGGCCGACGCGGGGCCGGGGCUCCCCGCUCGCCGCCUGGGCAAUAGAGUUUUUCCUCUCUCCGACCUUUCUGCCGAUCGGUACACGGUGUUUACUCGCAGACAAGGUUUGGUUUCGGUCUCCGCUAGGACGAAGGAAAAAAAAAAAAGGGGGGGGGGAGAAAAAACCCCAUCACCACCAACCCACAAACGAAAACCCACGAGAAAAAAAAAAAAAGAAAGAAAAAAACCGACAGAAAAGGAAAGACAGAUGUGUGCCUAUGAAUAACCUUCCAGCGCCUUGGUUAUAUCAGCUGUAUUUCAGGUGAAUCUGUUUUACAAUAGACUAGUUUUGCAUUUUUAAAGACUUAUAUAGCGUUUUUAAAUGUCUGAGGUGUUUUACUACAAACUGUACACAAUAUUUGUGACCUAAUUUGUAUCGAAUUGAUCAGUCAAAACGUUUCUCCCUUCCCCACGCACCGGCAGUCACCCAGCGGGGACGGGGCAGGGUGGCCGCGGCCCUAUCGCCCCCCCCAGGGGACGGGGCUCCCUCCGCGCCCGCGGAGCCCCGCGCACCCGGCUGCCGCACGCACGGCUGUGAAGAACAGGCUUAUUUGUUGCAGCUUUUCUCUUCAAGAACUUCCCAGCACCGUCAAACGGUCGGGUUACAGUCCUGACCUCCCCCCUCUUCUCCAAGGGAAAAAAAAAUGCAAUUAUUAUUUCUAAGAGAUUUAUCCGAAAUUAAGCAUUACAAACAAAAUCGUGGCAUUUGCCAGUCUUUUCCUUUCCGAAGAUGAGUUGGGCUUUUUGAUCAGCGCCAGACUGAGAGGUCUGUAGUAAAACACCUUUAUACUUCUGCGCUUUGGCUUCGGAAAUCAGUUUCUCUGUAUUUUGUUUCGAUGGUGAAGAGGAAUGAGGUGUCUCACGGAUUUCGGGGCGGGGGGAGGGAAGGGGACAGAAAACGCCCGCGUUUGGUUCAUGCUGAGCUUAUUUCCGCGUCACAGGGAGAUGCUGGAUUUGUUGAAAAGCUUUCAUUAAAAAAAAACAAACAAAAAACAACAAAAAAAACCCCAAACCCAAACAACAACAAAACAACAAAACCCAAAACGAACAGGGAGAAAAACAAAAAGAAAAAAAUCCCUAAAAUGCUAAAAAAUCACCAUUUUUUCGGCACAGGGAAGUGCUGAGCUGUAACCGCCCCCUCCCCUCCGCCCGGCCGUGGCUGUGCCGUGCACACGGGCGGCGUGUGCGGCGCCCACGCACGAAGGAGAACCGCUGCGUGGGUGCGUGUGCGGGGCACGGCCCAGCUCACCCGCCGUCCCCGCACCCCCCGCGGCCGGGCUGGCUCGGGGCCGCCGGGCAGGGCCGGGCCGGGCCCCCCCCCCCACCCCCCGGCCCGCACCGCAUCCGCACCCCGCUCCGCGGUUCCCGGCGCAGCCCUUCUCCCUCCCCGGCGCUCAGAUUUUUUCCUUUCGACAUUUAUAUUUUUCAAGUAUUUUUCAGUAAGCGCUAAAAAAAAAAAAAGAAAAAAGAAAAACAAAAAAACUCGACACUGAGGACCUGCCUAUUUCUGCCGACUUUAUAACUGUACAGUUUUGUAUAUUAAACGUUUUUUGGAAGUUAUUAAUUUAAAGAAAGAUCAUUUAGUUUAUUCAUUUAGUAACUGAUGUAUAAUAAACGCUAUUUUCAUUAAAGGUUGCUUUUUUCAACUAUUUUAUCCAAAAUUGCCUAUUGCAGUUGCCAACAAUUAUUUAUUUUCAAUAAAUUCCGCAUUAUGUUUAAAAAAAAAAAAA